This is a messenger RNA of Anopheles maculipalpis, 2381 nucleotides long. RefSeq lists its product as uncharacterized. Gene Ontology annotation, cellular component: lysosomal membrane. Gene Ontology annotation, molecular function: L-cystine transmembrane transporter activity. Bases 1 to 2370 code for a protein of 789 amino acids. The record is from RefSeq and is a predicted model, not a curated record. The transcript is spliced from 8 exons. Lineage: Eukaryota; Metazoa; Arthropoda; Insecta; Diptera; Culicidae. Gene Ontology annotation, biological process: L-cystine transport.
AUGGCGAGAAAGACGUGCUUCAUAGCGAUACUGUGGUUGUGUUUGCUAGCAUCCGAUCACUGUACCGCACAAACGACUAUCGGCGCCAGCGUAGUGCUUGAUCCGCAGGAUGUGACAGUGAUCGUCGGUGAACGGCAGCAGAUUUUUGCCAAAGUGCGUGGCAUGUUAUCACAGGAUGUGUGGUUAAAUUUCUCCAAAGAGCAUGCUGAUCUCGUUGAAAUUCUUCCCGACUCGAUACCAGUCAGUACGGCCAUUGAUGGCUUUAUUGAUCGUGCGUAUGAAGUCUCACUGCUCGGACUGUCGCCUGGUCAGUUCGAUCUGGUAGCGGAAGCAGUACCGACCGGGGUGCUUGACGAUGCCGCCGCGUUCAUUCGCGUAACGGUGGCAAACUCACAGGCAAUCAUUGUGAUUUCGAGCGUAAUUGGAUGGAUCUACUUCGCUGCCUGGACCGUUUCCUUCUGGCCACAGAUGAUCAUCAACUAUCGGAGGCAGAGUGUGAUAGGGCUUUCGUUCGACUUUCUUAUGCUGAAUCUCGUUGGCCAUUCGGUGUACGCUGCGUUCAACUGUGCGCUGUUCUGGAGCGGAUACAUCGAGCAGGAGUAUCUGGACCGUAAUCCGCGUGGUCUUAACCCGGUGCUUACGAACGAUGUGGCUUUUUCGAUACACGCUACGAUCGCUACUCUGCUCACUGUGGGACAGUGCUUUAUUUAUGAGCGUGGCGAACAAAGGGUGUCCCGAAUUGCGUGGGGAAUUAUGGUGAUCUUCGCGAUCGUUAUCGUCGUGGCGGGAAUUCUCGUCGGUACGGAAACCUUCCACUGGCUGGACUUUUUGUAUGUGCUGAGCUACAUUAAGCUGUCGAUAACGUUGAUCAAAUAUGUGCCGCAGGCGGCACUCAACUUCCGGCGCAAGAGCACGGUCGGUUGGAGUAUAGAGAACGUGCUGCUCGACUUUACCGGUGGUAUGCUCAGUAUGCUGCAGAUGCUGCUGAACGGAUACAAUUAUGAUGAUUGGGCUUCCAUUUUCGGAGAUCCUACCAAGUUUGGGCUUGGAUUGUUUUCGGUACUGUUCGACAUCCUCUUUAUAGUGCAGCACUACGUCCUCUAUAGCACACCGAAAAAACGGAUCGAUCCUAUCGAAUCCAAUCUAGAAACAUUGCUCAAACAACCGCAUGCCAUUACCACGAUCUGGAUUUUGGGAUUAUUUUUCAUUGCAUCGACAACGGCUCAAGCCAACAAACCCCCGCUGCGUUUACAAUUUGGCCCACAGGACACAACCGUUAUUGUGGGCGAGAGUAAAAAUGUAACGCUACGAUUGCACGGUCCGCUGUCUGAGCGUGUGACAGUCAACUUUACCCAGACCAACGUUACUAAUGGGAACGACUAUGUGCAGCUGACGCCUGACUUGAUUGAAUACGAUCCUCCGACUUCCAAUUUUAUCGAUCGUUCCGAACACAUCACACUGCGAGGAUUGCGGGCCGGGAUAUUCGAUCUACUGGCACACCUUUCACCGGCUAGUGAUCGACUGAUCGACCUAAGCCAAGCGUUCGUGCGCGUUACGGUAGCAAAAUCCUGGACCCUAAUCAACGUGUCGUCGGUGAUCGGAUGGACGUACUUUCUCGCCUGGACAUGGUCAUUUUGGCCCCAGAUAUGGGAGAAUCGGACACGUGCCAGCGUCGUAGGUCUUUCGUUCGACUAUCUUGCGCUGAAUCUGUUGGGGCACACGAUGUAUGCCGCGUUCAAUUGCGCAUUGUUCUGGAAUGGAUCCAUCCAGGAGGAAUAUUUGCACCGCAAUCCGAGAGGAUUGAUACCGGUGUUAGCGAACGAUGUAGCGUUUUCGUUGCAUGCCACAUUUGCCACAGGGUUGAUUAUUGUACAGUGCUUCUUUUACGAGCGUGGUCAGCAGAAAGUGUCCUACACGGCACGUGCCCUAAUGACGGUGUUUGCGCUAGUUGUGCUGAUAUCGGGUGUGUUGGUUGCUACCGGAACUUACCUUUGGUUAGAUUUCUUCUACAAUCUAAGCUAUAUUAAGCUGGCCGUUACUUUGGUAAAGUACAUACCACAGGCCGUACUAAACUAUCGGCGCAAAAGCACCGUCGGAUGGAGCAUCGGGAAUGUGUUGCUGGACUUUACCGGGGGAUCCUUUAGCAUGCUGCAAAUGCUAAUCAACGGAUACAAUUAUGACGAUUGGGACUCCAUUUUCGGGGAUGGUGCCAAAUUCGGGUUAGGACUCUUCUCGGUUCUGUUCGAUGUGCUCUUCAUUGUGCAGCACUAUGUCCUUUACAGAAAUUCCAAUUACAUCGAACUUCAGGGUGAAAGCUAUCCUGGUCCCGGGAGUGUUACGACCGCUCCCCGGCAGGGUGUUACUACCUAAACGAGAGUCUC